AAAGCUCAUCAUCUAAGGCCAUAACCAUCUUCUUCUCCUACUUCCCCAAACAAACAUAAUGGCAAAUCUCGACUUACUGAAUCAAGUUUCAAAACCCACUUUGUUUUACGGCACUGCUUCAAUUGCUCUACUUGUCUACUUCAUCAUCAAAAGAUUCGGUACCAAGAAUAAAUCAUCAUCAAAGUUACAACAGGCACCUGAACCAGCCGGUGCAUGGCCAAUCAUCGGUCAUCUCCCGCUCUUAGCCGGACCUGACCUUCCUCAUAUAACACUGGGGAAAUUAGCAGACAAAUACGGAUCCGCCUUUGUUAUUCGAAUAGGUGUUCACAAAGCACUUGUUAUCAACAGUUGGGAGGUCGCAAAAGAGUGUUUCACCACCAACGACAAGGUUUUCUCUUCUCGACCACGUCAAGUAGCCAUGAAACACAUGGGUUACGAUUAUGCCAUGUUCGGCUUCGCUCCUUACGGAGAUUACUGGCGCGAGCUUCGUAAGAUCAUCAACCGAGAAGUUCUUUCUCACAGUCGUAUCGAGUCCUUGUAUCACAUAUGGGGUAAAGAAAUUAACACAUCCAUUAAAGAGCUGUACGGUCUGUGCGGGAAGAAACCAGCGUUGGUUGAAAUGAAACAAUGGUUUAGCGAUUUGACGCUGAACAUGUCAGUGAUGAUGGUUGCCGGGAAAAGGUACAACUUUGGCGCUGACAAAGUAGACGACGAAGCUAAGAGAUGCCAAGAUGGCCUGAGAAAUUUCUUUCGGUUGGUGGGUUUGUUUGUGCCAUCGGAUGCCGUGCCGUCCUUGGCAUGGCUGGAUAUCGGUGGUUAUGAAAAGGAGAUGAAGAAAGUUGCGAAAGAACUCGACGAGUUGAUGCAAGAAUGGCUAGAUGAGCAUAAGAAGAAGAGAGCUUUAUUGAAAGCGCAAGGAAAACAAGGAGGUGAUCAAGAUUUCAUGGAUGUUAUGAUGACUAUACUUGAAAAUGAAAAAAUAUCGGAAUUUGACUCCGAUACCGUCAACAAAGCUACCGGAUUGACUCUAAUCCUGGGCGGAACUGAUACAAAUAUGGUAAAUUCAGUCUGGGCGUUAGCUUUAUUGGUUAACCAUCAAGAUGCACUCAAGAAAGCCCAGGAUGAGUUAGACCUCCACGUAGGCAGAGACAGACAAGUAAGCGAGUCAGAUGUCAAAAACCUCGUGUACAUCCAAGCUGGAAUGAAGGAAACUCUGCGUUUAUACUCAGGUCCAUUGUCCGGUCUCCGGGAAUCAACCGAGGAUUGCACCGUAGCUGGUUACCACGUACCUGCGGGAACCCGUUUGAUUAUAAACGCUUCAAAGAUUCAUCGUGAUCCACGAGUAUGGUCUGAUCCAACAUCAUUCAAACCAGAGAGAUUCUUAGAAGAGCACAAAGGCAUGGACGUUAGAGGCCAAGAUUUUGAACUCUUACCUUUUGGGGCGGGUAGAAGAAUUUGCCCUGGUACUGCUUUCGCACUGCAAGUUUUGCCGUUGGCUUUGGCUCGUUUGCUGCAUGGUUUCGACUUCAAGAGGCCUACUGCUGCACCUAUUGAUAUGACAGAGAGCCCUGGACUGACUAACGCUAAAUCCACCCCACUUGAAGUUCUUGUCUUUCCACGGCUUUCUCCCGAACUUUAUGAAUGUUGAGUAGUUAACGCGGUAAGUGAGUUUGUAUUGUGUUGAAAUAUAUCAAUAAAAUUAGUUGGUCUAUUUACUCUUUGAGCUCAGACCAGCUAACUGUAAUUUGUAAAAAAAUUACUUUUCCAAUUUACUGCUGAUUUUUUUAAAAACCUAACGAAAUUAGUUUCGUUGUGAGACUCAUUUUGUCCUAGCUGAUCAGGCUUAUACAAGUAUGUAAUAACAUGAAUAAUAUAUGCAAUGAAAUAUGGUCGUAAGAGUGCUGUCGGAUACCAU
Papaver somniferum (opium poppy) is the source of this 1915-nucleotide messenger RNA. Its product is annotated as cytochrome P450 82C4-like. Lineage: Eukaryota; Viridiplantae; Streptophyta; Magnoliopsida; Ranunculales; Papaveraceae. Gene Ontology annotation, biological process: defense response to other organism. Gene Ontology annotation, molecular function: oxidoreductase activity, acting on paired donors, with incorporation or reduction of molecular oxygen; iron ion binding; heme binding. The record is from RefSeq and is a predicted model, not a curated record. Bases 59 to 1648 code for a protein of 529 amino acids. The transcript has 2 exons.